Fusarium tjaetaba is the source of this 1608-nucleotide messenger RNA. Its product is annotated as Levanbiose-producing levanase. Gene Ontology annotation, biological process: sucrose catabolic process. Bases 1 to 1608 code for a protein of 535 amino acids. Gene Ontology annotation, molecular function: sucrose alpha-glucosidase activity. The record is from RefSeq and is a predicted model, not a curated record. NCBI's taxonomy places the organism in Eukaryota, Fungi, Ascomycota, Sordariomycetes, Hypocreales, Nectriaceae. The transcript has a single exon.
AUGCUGGGAUUUCUCAAGCUCGUCUCACAGAGGCUAGCAAUGCCCCGUUUCCCAUUCCUGCUAUUUAUCUUGUAUGCCAGCGCAGAUCUAGCUGUUCCCACCAAUACCCGGCCCAGCUAUCACAUCACGCCUGAGAAGAACUGGAUGAGUGAUCCCCAGCGUCCGUUCUUCCUGGGGGACGAAUGGCAUCUCUACUACCUAUACAACUCCAACUUUGAUAGCUCAAGCCCCGGUUCAGGAGGUACGGAAUGGUAUCAUAUCACAAGUACCGACAUGGUGCACUGGACUCGUCGGGGCGUAGUGAUGGAGAAGUACAAACCGAACCCUCCCACUGGUAUUAUACUCGGUGAUAUCGAGACCGGUAGCGCCAUCGUCGACAUGAACAGCACUGCUGGAUUUGGCCGGAAUGCCGUGGUGGCCAUUGUUACACAGAUGGCAGAUGGGCUGCAACAGCAAUCUCUUUUCUAUUCCACCGAUAAUGGGUACAGCUUUAGCCCUUACAAAGGCAAUCCCGUAAUGCCGAACCCAAGCCCAAAUACAAAACCUGCAUUUCGAGAUCCCAAGGUCUUUUGGGAUGCCAAAGAGGGACAUUGGGCGAUGUCUCUCGCAGAGGGUGACAAGAUUGGUUUCUACACUUCUACAGAUCUGAAGACCUGGGCGUAUGUAUCCGAGUUUAAGCCUAGCAACGCUGGCGUAGACUUGGGCACCCUCGAAUGCCCAGAUCUAUAUCAGAUCGACCUAGACGGCGACAGCACAAAGCGCACCUGGGUUCUCGCGAUGGGCGCCAACGGCUAUCGCUACAAUAGGACGACCGGUACUGCAUAUUGGACUGGGAAAUGGGACGGUAAUGCUUUCACAGCUACAAAAAGCUUGCCGCAGUGGAUGGAUGACGGGCCUGAUUUCUACGCCACGGUCAGCUGGGAAAAUCCUGAUAACAAAUACGGCAGUCGCUAUGCCAUUGCUUGGAUGAAUAACUGGAAUUACGCAGCUUCACUCCCUUAUUACGCGAAUUUCGCUGGCCAGCAGAGUUUACUCCGGGAGGUCAAGCUCAAGACUAUCAACGGUUCUCCCACUUUGGUCAGCAUCCCAAUAGGAGGCUAUGGCGAGGUUGUCGGAUCUUCAAAGGCCGUGAGCAACAAGACCAUCACAACGGAUCCUGCGUACGCAUCCCUCCCCAGCGGCAUGGAUCAAGGGGCAUACAUCAUCCGCGCCACGAUCUCCAAGAAUGACGGCGACGAGGGCAACGAGGUCCGGUUUAUCAUUAAAUCCAAUGAGGAAUUCAGCACGACUGUCGGCUACGACUUUGUGCGCGCCCAGACUUUUCUGGUCAGAGACUCAGACGGUUCCGCGACGGAUUCCAUGGCUGCGGGCCCGAAGCAGACGUACGAUACCGUGCGCACAGCGCCGAAUCCGGAGGGAGGGAGUGCCGUCAAGCUGAUCAUAUACGUGGAUUGGAAUUCGGUGGAGAUAUUUGUGAACGACGGUGUAGUAGUGUUAUCGGGGUUGAUUUAUCCGAAUCAAGGGGCCAAUGGCGUUCAGAUUGUGUCAGAUACAGGAACCUUGACGUUGGUUUCAUUUAGUUACGCGGCUUGUGAGAGGAUUGACUAG